AUGAGCCCCACAGCCAAGCAACACAAUGCCGGCACAGGGCGCGCAAAGAAGAAAGCUGCGGCCAAACAAGCUCGCAAGGAGAAGCGCGAAGCGGCCAAGCGCGCGAAAUGGAAUGAAGAGCGCAAGGAGCAGCGCCGUAGGCGCCGUCGCAGAGAAAGGCUGGGCGUCGUCCCCGUGAACAGCUCGUACAUCACUAUGCCCUCAGGCCCAGCGCCGCCACCCUUGCCCACUGCUUCUACGUCCGCCGCAUCGCACGUCCCACACCCGCUUCCCUCACGUCCGCACCUCGCACAUCCGCUUCGCUUGCCGGCUUCUACCUCUGUGCCGCUUCCAAGCUUCGAGCGCCCUUUACAAGCACAGUACCCAGGUGGGCUUAGUAUAAGGGAAUGGGUCGAUCCCGCGGGGAUGUUCGUGAGGAGAAAGGUUACGGCAGAGGGUGUCGUGUUGGUGCAGAGGGAGGGUAGGGUUCCCGCGGACUCCCUUUUGGCGGCGGCGAUGUUCAGGGGAGAGUAUGGCGGGGUGCCUGAAUCGGCAAGGUCGCUACAGAGGGGGUUGGCUUCUGGGAUACCGUAUCAGGUUGAUGCGCCGCAAGUACUGUUGGGAGGACUUCCCAUGUCAACUAUAGGUCACGAUGCCGGGAUCGACCAUGGUCUUCCAUACCCUGCCAACUCUGUUUACCCCGUGUCUUCGCAGGUAGACGUUUCCGCAGGUACAUACACCAGACCGUGGAACGACUAUCCGGUUGGAAGGGGCAAUGACGGGUACGAUGAUCAAGACGAGUACGAGAGCGGUUGGGACCAAGAUGAAGAGGAUGACGGGUAUCAGGGCCCGUACGACGAGCAGUUCUACGAGGACAUGGAACGCAACCUGACAUUCGCAGAAUGGCAGUACGGGCCAUAUUGGGAUUCUGAUUGA
This is a messenger RNA of Peniophora sp. CBMAI 1063, 915 nucleotides long. The record is from the annotation of a GenBank genome assembly. Lineage: Eukaryota; Fungi; Basidiomycota; Agaricomycetes; Russulales; Peniophoraceae.